CUCUCUUGCAGUCGCUGAUGUGUUUCUUUAAGAUUCCUCGAACUUUCUCCUGUGUUCGGGAGAAUAAUCAGCAGAACAGAAACGCCCUAAAAUACAAACGAGAGAACAAACCCAAACAUUAAGUGAGGGUUGUCGUCUGAACGUAGUUACGUCCGUUUUGUUUGAAAGAGAAUUGACGGCGCAAGGCAUCUAAGGAAAAGUGAAGAAAAGAAAGAAUGGCACGGGAGGAGCCACGGAACUAGACGAGUUAACUUCGAGGCAAAACUCUGCGGCGGUUUUUUCCCCUCGAAGAGAUGGAAGGAGAAAAAGAAAGGCAGUGGGAGCAGCAGGAGGAGAAGGAAAGUAACGAAGCAGAGGAUGAUACCAGAAGCGAUGAUGAAACCUACAAUGUGGAGGAGGAUGCAAACCCAGAGACGGCAGUGGUCGUUUGGCAAGAAGGCCAUGAAAAGGAUGAGCUGGGCAACCCUAUCAUGCACUGGGAGGCUCUGAGCUUGUGCAUUGCUGAACUUGAGAAACAGGAAGAGGAGAAAAGAGCAAAGGCUGGAGCCUCUCUGGAGCAAGGCAGCACCACUCUGGGCUGGACAGAAGACAGGGAGAUAACAGCGGACAGUUGGGAGGAUGGCCACGACGCCUGCAAUAGCCACGUUUUGGGCCUUACAUCCCGCCUGCACACACAGAUGAAUCUCCAGCUCUGCUUCAUCAACAAUAGUGAAAGUGAGGAGGAAGAAACGGAAAACGAUAUGUGCAACAAGAAGAGCAGCAACCCAUGGAAAAUUACUGGACAGAGUCAUAAGAACACCCAGAAUCCUACCAGGUCUGAAGAACCUAAGUCAAGAGGAUUCAGGAGCACUCUGAGGAAUCUUCGAGACCGAUUGAGAACAGACCACAAAACAAAGACAGCCACUCGUAGAGAACCUGUAGGGCAAAGGACACAUCUGGAGCUCAGCGAUUUGGAAUGUCUCAGUAUGGAAGAGAUGAAUGCACUCUAUACAUCUCUAAGACAGGACAUACAAGACCUGAGCUCUGAGUUGGUGAGUCGCCUCCAUAUCCGAGACCAGUUGAGGACGGAGCAGGAUGCCAUGCUGCUAGAGGUGCAAGAUUUGACGUCCCUGUGAUGCUUCCAGCUGCUUCAAGCAAAGGUUCCUUUGUGAAGCAUUAUUUCAGCCAUUUCAGCAGAGAGUGAGCACACAGCUCAAGCGCCAGUGGAGCUUCCUGAAAUUACUCUUCCCAAAAACAUUUUCUUUGAGGACUCGAACUUACACAACUAGUGUCUAUCCUGGUGUUCUGUUUGUACUUGGAAUACAUAUUUUCUAAGUUUCCACUCAGAAUUACAACAAGAAAUGCUCCCUCUAGUCAAAAUCCAACUUGGUUCUGAUGUCCUCUCUCCAUCUCAGAGUUCAGAUGAACUCUGGCUGUGACACUAAAUGUUAUAAUCCAUCAACAGUUUGGCACGGACAGAACUCUAUGUCAGCAUGCCAGUUUUCAAAAUUUGGAAUUGAACAAGCAUCUUAAAGCACAAUCACUACCAUAGUUCCAUAUCCCCUGUAAUGUACACCGGAAUUCCAGAGUUCUGGUCUUCUGUUGGUACUUUCAGAUAUGUUGAAUUUACAUACAAGGACCUGAGUUUAUUGUGUUGUUUUUUUACCAAAGAAAAUUUAACAUAACUUGAACGUGUAGUUUAAUUGUUAUUAAUUACCAUUAUCAUUUACCUGUCAACUUAAAACUACAUAAAUGGUUAUUUUUUUUAUGCAAGAAAAAAAUUAUGUUAAAUAAAACUAAGAUGAACAUUUUAUCCUUUAAUUUAGUUAUUUAAUUUAGCCAAUUCACAACAAAGGUCCAAAAGUAAUAAAGGCAUGAAAUAGUUUUACCGCUUCACGUUCAGGCAGGAUGCGGCCUGAACAUGUGGAUAAGUAUUUUUUAGAUGGGAUAUAAGGUAAAGGUGCUCCUCUUCAGUUUUGAUGUCUGUAAUAAUUAAGUGUUUGGAUGGUAAGGCUUUAUUAAAAGUAUAGCUAAGUAUAACCA
Girardinichthys multiradiatus is the source of this 2022-nucleotide messenger RNA. RefSeq names its product schwannomin-interacting protein 1. Gene Ontology annotation, cellular component: plasma membrane; cell junction. Lineage: Eukaryota; Metazoa; Chordata; Actinopteri; Cyprinodontiformes; Goodeidae. The transcript is spliced from 7 exons. The record is from RefSeq and is a predicted model, not a curated record. The coding region runs from base 294 to 1115 and encodes 273 amino acids. Gene Ontology annotation, biological process: positive regulation of hippo signaling.